Musa acuminata AAA Group (dessert banana) is the source of this 1654-nucleotide messenger RNA. Its product is annotated as polyadenylate-binding protein-interacting protein 12-like. NCBI's taxonomy places the organism in Eukaryota, Viridiplantae, Streptophyta, Magnoliopsida, Zingiberales, Musaceae. The transcript is spliced from 10 exons. The record is from RefSeq and is a predicted model, not a curated record. The coding region runs from base 292 to 1386 and encodes 364 amino acids. Gene Ontology annotation, molecular function: RNA binding.
GAGACUGUGGUGGUGGUAGGAGGAGAAGCAGAGUGAAGGGCCUGGAAAGGGAAGGGGGAAGAGGGAUCCGGUGACCGCCCUGCUCCUCCUGUCUUACCAAAGAAAAGCCUUCUUCAGUCUCCCUUACCCGAUCCCUCCUCGAUGGGACUCAUCCGAUCCGAUCGGUGAGGUUACCCUCCCCCUCCCUCCCCAGAACCCAACUACCUUCUCCUCUUCUCAGUAUAUAGUAAGCCAGAGCGGAAGGAGGAGAUAAAUAUACAGAGAAGAAGCUGGUCGAUCGGCAUUGUGAUCAUGGCAGUGGUUGAGAACGCGAACGGCGUCGAUCUGGCGGUCGCCGCGGGCCCCUCCAUCACCGGCGGUGGAGCGGCGGACCCCCGCAGUGCCAAGGAUCUGGUUUCCACUUCGGCCUCAUCCGGACACCCCGCCUUCCGCCCCCACCGCGACCCUUCCGCGGCCGCCCCGGCGGCUUCCUCCUUCCACGCAAAGCCUCCGCUCGCCUUGGGACUGAAUAGAGACGGACCGUCGGCCGCGGUGGUGGGGUCACAGGGGGAGGGGUUUAAGCGGGAGAUGCGGGAUUUGGAGGAGCUGCUCUCGAAGCUGAACCCGAUGGCGGAGGAGUUCGUACCUCCGUCUCUCGCCGGGAUGGGGAACAGGUACGGCGCCGCUGGUGGAGGGCUUUAUGCGAGUGGUUUUGAGGUGAGCAACGGGGUUGGGGACGGCGGCGCUGUUGGGAAUGGUGAGAGGCGGAAGAAGAACGGAUAUGGCCAGGGGAAGCGCAGGAUGAACAGUCGGACGAGUUUGGCGCAGAGAGAGGAGGUGAUAAGGAGAACCGUGUAUGUCUCCGACAUUGAUCAUCAGGUUACUGAAGAACAGCUUGCGGCACUUUUCAUCAACUGUGGACAGGUUGUUGACUGUCGCAUGUGUGGUGACCCAAAUACAGUUCUUCGCUUUGCUUUCAUAGAGUUCACUGAUGAGGAGGGUGCACGAGCUGCUUUAAAUCUGUCAGGAACUGUUCUUGGGUAUUACCCAGUAAAGGUGCUUCCUUCAAAAACUGCAAUUGCACCUGUCAACCCAACAUUUUUGCCUAGGUCUGAUGAUGAACGGGAGAUGUGCUCAAGGACUGUCUACUGUACAAAUAUUGACAAGAAGGUUUCUCAAGCAGAUCUUAAACUCUUCUUUGAGUCUCUUUGUGGAGAGGUUUAUCGCCUAAGACUGCUUGGAGAUUAUCAUCAUUCCACAAGGAUUGCUUUUGUUGAAUUUGUGAUGGCUGAUAGUGCAACUGCUGCUCUGAACUGUAGUGGUGUGGUUUUAGGAUCCUUGCCAAUAAGGGUAAGCCCCUCGAAGACUCCUGUGCGUCCACGAGCACUUCGCGUGACCAUGUAUUAAGUCUUGAAGGUCCAUGUGGUGACUUUUGACAGUAUAUACACACAACUACACAGGGAUAUUUAAGGUUUAGCUUUUGCUUUGUAAGUUCCAUGUAGUUUUUACUCUUCCUACUUAAAAGAAAAUUUAGCAUCAACGCUGCUGGUUAGCACAUUUUGGUGGUUGGAACUUAGGCUGACAUUUUUCCGUGAUUAUCUAGUGUUUUGUCGAAGUAAACAUGCAUGUGUUUGGAGAUCUCGAUUAAACUUCAAUUUGUAUCUAAUUUGAAGUA